GGUAUCUCCCUGAGAUGCGAUAUCACUAGUGCCACCACCAGAAAGAAACGUCUGGACCCUUCUGCCGAGGUUAUGAAAAUCCCCUUAACUGCCACAGUUUGCUUACCUGGCUCAUCGCCUCCCGGACUUUGUAUUUUUACUAAAGUCAGUGAUGUGAAAAGACUUGACAUGGAUGAUAUUGCUGAUAGGAUGAGGAUGGAUGCUGGAGAAGUAACUUUAGUGAACCACAACUCCAUAUUCAAAACUCACCUCCUGCCACAAGCAGGUUUUCCAGAGGACCAGCUUUCACUUUCUGACCAGCAGAUUUUACCUUCUGGGCAAGGAAAUUUGGACCGAUCUUUUACAUGUUCCAUAAGAAGUGCAGCUUAUAACCCAAGUUAUUUCUCAGACAACCCUUCCUCAGACAGUUUUCUUGGCUCAGGCGACUUAAGAACCUUUGGCCAGAGUGCAAAUGGCCAGUGGAGAAAUUCUACUCCAGCAUCAAGCUCAACUUUACAAAAAUCAAGAAAUAGCCGAAGUAUUUACCUCGAAACCCGAAAGACCUCAAGUGGAUUAUCAAACAGUUUUACGGGAAAGUCAAACCACCACUGCCAUGCAUCUGCAUAUGAAAAAUCUUUUCCUAUUAAGCCUAUUCCAAGUCCAUCUUGGAGUGGUUCAUGUCGUCGAAGCCUUUUGAGCCCCAAGAAAACUCAGAGGCGACAUGUUAGUACAGCAGAAGAGGUAAGGAACAUCUCCAACAAAAAUGAAUUUAAUUAUACAAUUUGUUAUUUGAUAUUGAAACUAUUUUCUUUUCUUGCUAGAUCUCGAUGUCUUAGUUCCAGUAAGAAUACUUUGAAUGACUCACUGUUUAAAAAUGGAAAUUCUUGUGCAUCUCAGAUUAUUGGCUCUGAUACUUCAUCAUCUGGAUCUGCCAGCAUUUUAACUCCCCAGGAACAGCUAUCCCACAGCGUAUAUUCCCUAUCAUCUUAUACCCCAGAUGUUGUUGCGUUUGGAUCCAAAGAUUCUAAUACUCAUCAGCCCCACCAUCACCACUCUCUUCCACAUCAGACAGAUAACUUAUCAGCUUCAAAUACACAAUCUGAAGGAUCAGACUCUGUGAUUUUACUGAAAGUAAAAGAGUCCCAGACUCCAACUCCCAGUCCUACUUUCUUCCAGGCAGAGCUGUGGAUCAAAGAAUUAACUAGUGUUUAUGAUUCUCGAGCACGGGAAAGAUUGCGCCAGAUUGAAGAGCAGAAAGCACUAGCAUUACAGCUUCAAAACCAGAGAUUGCAGGAACGGGAACAUUCAGUACAUGAUUCAGUGGAACUGCAUCUUCGUGUACCUCUUGAAAAAGAGAUCCCUGUUACAAUUGCCCAAGAAACAGAAAAAAAGGGUCAUAAGUUAACUGAUAGUGAAGAUGAAUUUCCGGAAAUUACAGAGAUCAUCAAUUUCUACAUGAAUAUGCUGAUGGAGCGAAGUAAGGAGAAGGGAUUGCCAAGUGUACAUGCAUUUAAUACCUUUUUCUUCACUAAGUUAAAAACGGCUGGUUAUCAGGCAGUGAAACGUUGGACAAAGAAAGUGGAUGUGUUUUCUGUGGACAUUCUUUUGGUGCCCAUUCACCUGGGAGUGCACUGGUGUCUAGCUGUCGUGGACUUCAGAAAGAAGAACAUUACCUAUUAUGAUUCUAUGGGUGGGAUAAACAAUGAAGCCUGCAAGAUCCUUUUGCAAUACCUAAAGCAGGAAAGCAUUGACAAGAAAAGGAAAGAGUUUGACAUCAACGGCUGGCAGCUCUUCAGCAAGAAAAGCCAGGAAAUACCACAACAGAUGAAUGGAAGUGACUGUGGGAUGUUUGCCUGUAAAUAUGCUGACUGUAUAACCAAAGACAGACCAAUCAACUUCACACAGCAACACAUGCCAUACUUCCGGAAGCGGAUGGUCUGGGAGAUCCUCCACCGAAAACUCUUGUGAAGACUGUCUCAGCAGAUACCUUGUGAGGGACCAGCUCUUUGUUGUCUACAGCCAGAGACCUUGGAAACAGCUGCUCCCAACCCUCUGUUCUUGUAAAGCCCUUGAUCUUGGCCCAGGCCCUGGCGAGAUGCAUUCACAAGCACAUCUGCCUUUCCUUUUGUAUCUCAGAUACUAUUUUUGCAAAGAAACUUUGGUGCUGUGAAAGGGGUGAGGGACAUCCCUAAGCUGAAGAGAGAGACUGCUUUUCAUUUCUUCAGUUCUGCCAUCUUGUUUUUAAAGGGCUCCAACCUCACUCAGUCCCUAAUUAGGGAACUGAGAAGAGCUUGGAAAGAAUCUCGGUUUCAUAUAAACUCUUGUUGUUAGGCCUUACUAGGAAGUAGGACAGGGCAUGGGCAAAAGGUAGAGAUAAAAACCACCAGCAUAUACAUGCACAUAUGUGUACACACAAUUUUCAGGAUGUGUAGUCAGGAAUGUGACUGUAAUCUGGACUUUGGGGCACAUGCAUAAGUCCUGCCUCCAGGAUUUUUACUUUUCCUGUUUUAUGUCCCUAUGUGAAAUCAUCUGCUUCUGUCCAAGGCUGUUUAUUAUCUGUAGCUUCAUCUCAUCCUGAGGCACAGCACACAAGUCCUGGAUGGACCCCAAAGUCCCAAACAGCCUUUUCCUUAAGAGAAGGGGGUUUGCAUGUGCUAACAGCACACGUCAUGGGGCAGACCUGCCCCGGGAGCAAUCCAUUGGAGUGACAGAGCGCUACUUUUGCUGCCGCCUACUUCUGACCAAGAAGAAGGACCUCAGUCUUUAGCAUAAGAUUCCAGCUUUGGAGGAAUGCAGGUCUAGUUUGGUCUGUGGCUAGUUUAAAUAUGUUUCUAACCACAGAUAAUUUCAUAUAUAUAUAUAUAGAUACACACACACACAUAUAUAUAUAUUUCACAGGGAUAUGCUUUUUUUAAAAAGACUGAAUGUGUUCACCAUUUAGCCUGUAGAUUUAUUUCCAUUUUCCAGAUUCCAGCACACACAGAUCCCAGCCCCUAUGUAGGGUGUUUGUGGACUUGCUAAUGGAAUAUUUUGAGGCCUGGAUGAACUUUGGCUUAGGGAUAGAGGUUACAGAGGGAGGUGGGGUUUUCAGCUGAAAAACGGGUGGAGUUUGGACUGAUCAACUUGAGAUUUAAAAACUGCUAUUCCUUUUGUUCUUUCUAGCAUCUCCCCCCAACCCUCUGAGAGCUUCUCAGGCUUAGAUAGUGAAAUGAUCCAAUGCCAGUGUCAUUUUGUACUUAAGUUCCAAAAUAGGAACAUUUUAUACUUUUUUCUGUAUUGUUAUAGGUAGUUUUGUAUGAAAUCUUUUCUCCUCUCCCCUUGUACCCCAUUCUUUCCAGCAUUGUGCUUUCUCCUUGGGCUUAUUUGAAAAUUUUACUCUGUUUUAUACCAAGCUUGUUUAGUACAUUUUUCUAUGUUUUACCACAAGUUACAAUUUGAAAAGAAAACUAUUUUUUUUAAAUAUUCCAUUGUUAACUGAAUGUUACUGUUUCCACUCCAGCAACUAGAUGUCCUACCUUUUUCAUAACUGCCUGCC
Molecule: messenger RNA, 3514 nt
Organism: Otolemur garnettii (small-eared galago)
Lineage: Eukaryota; Metazoa; Chordata; Mammalia; Primates; Galagidae
Gene: SENP1
Product: SUMO1/sentrin specific peptidase 1
Exons: 16
Coding region: 73-1947 (624 amino acids)
Biological process (GO): protein desumoylation
Cellular component (GO): nucleus
Molecular function (GO): deSUMOylase activity
Source: RefSeq, a predicted model, not a curated record